Messenger RNA from Colletotrichum truncatum, 414 nucleotides. RefSeq lists its product as uncharacterized. NCBI's taxonomy places the organism in Eukaryota, Fungi, Ascomycota, Sordariomycetes, Glomerellales, Glomerellaceae. The record is from RefSeq and is a predicted model, not a curated record.
AUGAGCAACGGAAAGGGAUAUAACCCGUCCGUCUUCAGCCAAGACACCAUCACCGGCUCCGACGCGGCGUCAAUCAGCCCGCUAAUCCGCAACGCGGACGGCAGCACCACGGGGACGCCUCUCCGCGGUACGGACCCCCAGCCCGUGCCCUCGGACAACUUCCACUACGUGUCGACGCGGGUGGUCAAGGAGAUCCCCAAGUCCGCCUUGAAGGCGCCGGAUCCGAAUUCCAAGUUUACAAAGUUCAAGAACAUGCUCAAGCCGCCCGCCGUCAAGGCCUUCGAGGCGCUGCCCAGCGCCGAGGGCAAGACGUAUCACAUAGACGAGCAGGGCCGCAUCAUCGAGACGACGGUCAGGAGGGGAGCAACGAUGGGUAAUAUUUACGGGACAGGGGGAGGCAACGGCGGCGAGUGA